Molecule: messenger RNA, 546 nt
Organism: Ostertagia ostertagi
Lineage: Eukaryota; Metazoa; Nematoda; Chromadorea; Rhabditida; Trichostrongylidae
Source: the annotation of a GenBank genome assembly
AUGUCCGAAGAAGUCAUGAUGGUUAAGAGGAAAGGAAGUCGUCCUGCCUUCAAGAUGGGCCCAGCGGAGCAGUUGGCCUUUCCAUCAUUCUCGUCUUAUUUGCAGUCAAACGAUGUCCAGACGCCAGACUGGCAGCUAGCCGGCUUGCUGAAUCUAAUCGGAGAGGAUACAAACAGCACCACUUUUCACUACUCAUUAGGCAGCCGAUACGAGAUGGCACUUUGCGAUAUUGAAUUUCCCUCCUACUAUUCCCCACUAUCGCCAUCACAAGACGUGUCGCACUGGAUGUUGGCUCGAUCCCUAUCGUUGGGACGCGGUGAUGCGAUUUUGUACGCCAGUCGUGCAUUGUCAACAUCAAAGCCGACAGGCAAAAGGGUCAAGACGUUUGAGAUCUACCGCUGGAAUCCUGAUACCCCUGGAACCAAGCCCCACUUGCAGAAGUAUGAUGUUGACUUGGAUGAGUGUGGUUCAAUGGUUUUGGAUGCCCUCAUCAAGAUUAAAGACGAACAAGACGCCACUCUAACCUUUAGAAGAAGUUGCCGUGAA